UUAAACAGAAGUGUUGGGGGUGAACAGUGUAGUGAAUCGAAUGGUAAAUGCAGGGGUAAUUUGGCUCUGUACUACAUUUGUCCAACUUGUGAAAGGUGAAGCAAAAAUUGUUAAGUAGAAGGAAGAUUUUAACUGAAGUUAAAAUGGAUUUCAAAUUAGAAGAGGAUUUCAAUUGUUCUGUGUGCUGUGAGGUCUUCAAGGACCCAGUUAUCCUGUCAUGUAGUCACUGCUUCUGUAAAGUCUGUCUGCAGAAGUUAUGGAAAACCAAAAUAUCCAGGGAAUGUCCAGUCUGCAGGAGGAGAUCAUCAAAGGAACAUCCUCCCCCAAAUCUGGUUUUAAAGAACCUGUGUGAGACCUUUUUACAGCAGAGAAGUCAGAGAGCUUCAGCAGGGUCUGAGGUGCUCUGCAAUCUGCACAGUGAGAAACUCAAUCUAUUCUGUCUGGAGGAUAAGCAGCCUGUGUGUGUGGUGUGUCGGGACUCAAAAACACAUAAAACCUACAACUUCAGUCCCAUUGAUGAGGCUGCAGUAGAUAUUAAGGAGGAACUCAAGAUCAAACUGGAGCCUCUAAGAAAUAAAUUAAAGACCUUUGAAGAAGUUAAACUCAUCUUUGACCAAACAUCAGUGCACAUUAAGACUCAGGCCCUAAACACAGAGAAACAGAUCAAGGAGGAGUUUGAGAAGGUUCACCAGUUUCUACAAGACGAAGAGGCAGCCAGGAUAGCUGCACUGAGGGAGGAAGAGGAGCAGAAGAGUCAGAUCAUGAAGGAGAAGAUUGAGAAGGUGAGCAGAGAGAUCUCAUCUCUUUCGAACACAAUCAGAGCCAUAGAAGAGGAGAUGGGAGCUGAUGACAUCAGAUUCCUGCAGAACUACAAGCGCACAGUGAAAAGAGCCCAGUGCACACUGCAGGAUCCAGAGAGGGUUUCAGGACCUCUGAUCAAUGUGGCAAAACACCUGGGCAACCUGAAGUUCAGAAUCUGGGAGAAGAUGCAGGAGACAGUCCAAUACACUCCUGUGACUCUGGAUCCCAACACUGCACACCCAUGGCUCAUCCUGUCUGAGGAUCUGACCAGUAUGAGACGUGGUGAUGAGCAGCAGCUUCCUGAUAACCCAGAGAGAUUUGAUGAGUAUGCCAGUGUCCUGGGCUCUGAGGGCUUUAACUCAGGGACACACUGCUGGGAUGUGGAGGUUGGAGAGAACACAAACUGGGUGAUGGGUCUGAUGACAGAGUCUCUCCAGAGAAAGGGAGACUAUACCUCCAUGAGUGGACGGUGGUAUGUGGGUUAUGAUGAUGAGGAAUAUGGAGCAUAUUCUCCACCACAGACCUCCACUCUCCUCACAGUGAAGCAGAAACUCCAGAGGAUCAGAGUGCAGCUGGACUGGGACGGAGGAAAGCUGUCAUUCUCUGACCCUGAUAAAAACACACAUCUACACACUCUCACACACACUUUCACUGAGAGAGUGUUUCCAUACUUUAAUACUGCCUGUAAACUCUCUCCUCUGAGGAUCUUACCAGUGCGAGCUUCAGUGAAAGUAGAGCAGCACAGCAAGAGAUGAUGUCACUGCUUUAAUGGGCUUUAAUCCAUUGUGUGAUUUUAGUGAAUGAGAGCUUUGAAUGAUACGAGGGAAAAGGCGUUGUAAGAAAAAAAUGGGACGUUUCAGGAACGUUUCUUGUGUUUGAUGCAGCAAUCUGGCUUAAGUCCAGUAAAGAGCUGUAACAAAGCACAUGAAUAUACUCAGGAUUCAGCAGUGUAGGUCUGAACAACAAGC
Clupea harengus (Atlantic herring) is the source of this 1769-nucleotide messenger RNA. RefSeq names its product E3 ubiquitin-protein ligase TRIM35-like. The transcript is spliced from 6 exons. The coding region runs from base 144 to 1556 and encodes 470 amino acids. Gene Ontology annotation, molecular function: zinc ion binding; protein binding. The record is from RefSeq and is a predicted model, not a curated record. Lineage: Eukaryota; Metazoa; Chordata; Actinopteri; Clupeiformes; Clupeidae.